This is a messenger RNA of Lentinula edodes (shiitake mushroom), 1249 nucleotides long. RefSeq lists its product as uncharacterized. Bases 6 to 1055 code for a protein of 349 amino acids. NCBI's taxonomy places the organism in Eukaryota, Fungi, Basidiomycota, Agaricomycetes, Agaricales, Omphalotaceae. The record is from RefSeq and is a predicted model, not a curated record. The transcript is spliced from 3 exons.
CUACAAUGGGCGCCACAGAAACUAGUAGUCCACCUUUCCGGUCAUUCGCGGCUGAACAUGAAAAGCAAUCGCUUCUGCUCACACUGGACUUUGCUGCCACGACUCCCACAAAUUUUCACAAAGUAAAGCUUGGGGACACCCAAUUCGCGGAGCUCCCUCCAAACUCGAAACUUACUGGGACAGCGCCGUACCACUCUUAUGGUCAAAUGGCGGAAUCACAGUUUCCAGGUUGGAAGGACCUUGCUCGAAUCCUUGUAGUAUCAAGUUUUUGCAGCUCUGCAGUCAUCGAGAUAGAUUCUGAACACCGCGACUUUCCCCGUCUCGCAAUAAAGGGUGUUUUAUUCUUGGAGACUGAUGAGAAUCAACAGGAAUCUGCGGAACGUAUUCGAAAAGAAGCAGAGUUCUAUGGUCAACAUUUGCGGGAGUUUCAGGGCAAGCUUGUUCCGAAACAUUACGGAUUGUGGCAUGCUCCUACUUCACAAUGGGGCGGAGAGGUUAUGAUUGCGGUCAUGGAAUGGGGUGGCAUGGAAUUAGGCGCGUUUUUGAGACACAAGCCCAAGUCUGCUACUCUAGCAAUACGGCUUCGGAUUGUGGAGGCCUUAGAUGAACUACACGAUCAUGGCAUAUACCACACUCAAAUUGGGAAGGGACACGAGCGACAUAUACUUUGCGACCCCGAGGGUACAUCGUUUCGUUUCGUUGACUUCUCUGAUGCUGUAACGGGCCACGAUUGUCGACGCAUGCUUCCUGUCCGAACAUUCAUGUCAUAUCCAAGUGAGUGGAAAUUUGGAUGUCCAGAGGCAUAUGGUGCAAGAGAGUGCAUGCUCUUAUUUGAAGCUGCUGUGCUCCAUGAGGAUGAUGUUGAGAAGAAAUUUGCAUUCAUGAAGAUGCAACAAUUUCUUGAUCAAGGGAUGUCUCAAAAGGAAGCACUAUCUGCUGUAGGAAAUCUGAUUGACCGCUGGCGGAUGAAUCCAGACAUUCAGACAAAUAGAACCCUGCAUCUUGCUCUUGAGAGAAAAUUCAAUGCAAAUGCAGGAUUAGGUAGCAGGCAUUAGCUGUUGUCGCUUGUGUUCUACGGAGUUGCUAGCCUUUGUCAUUUGGUUGAGGCCUUGUUGACCAAGCCAUGGUUAUAGAUCACAUUUUUGUUGACGGUCACCGGGCUACCUUGUCAGUACUCUGAGCACUAGUACUUAAUCAUCCUUAUUCAGCUUUGUGAUCAUUGCUCUCUAUUUUGUCAUUCACCUACGUC